AGGCCCAUUAGCUCAGUCAAAUAAAAAAAAACAGCAGCUUCCACUUUGACCCUUUGAUCAGAAACAACAAGAUAGAGUCGUCGCACUGAUCUCAACUCACCGGAAAACGUUGCCGGAGUUGAUCCUCAGCUACCGGAAACAGACAGAAACACCGCCACAAGGUGGAAGAUAUUUAGACAGAGAUACAGAAUUUCGUGAUAAGGAAUGGAGUUUUUGUGUUUAAUUGUGACUUUCGCUGUGACUUUGAUGUUAGGGUUUUUCUUGGUCAUCUUUGUUGAAGCUUAUAGAAGAAGAAAUAAUCAUCAGCACAUUGAAGUUCCGGCGAUUUUUGAGGAUCCUAAUUCAUUGACUCAGGUUCCUUGUCCACAUGUUGUUGAUCCUGCCUCAAAGUACAUCUCUUUGAUAAUUCCUGCAUACAAUGAGGAGCAUAGGCUUCCAGGUGCCCUUGAGGAAACUAUGAUUUAUCUGCAACAUCGUGCUUCAAAGGAUCCUUCAUUUUCAUACGAGGUUGUAAUUGUUGAUGAUGGAAGUGUCGAUGGGACAAAAAGAGUAGCUUUUGAAUUUGUAAGAAAAUACACAGUAGACAAAGUAAGGGUCAUCCUUCUUGGAAGAAAUCAUGGCAAGGGAGAAGCAAUCAGAAAAGGAAUGUUACACUCACGCGGUGAACUACUUCUCAUGCUUGACGCAGAUGGAGCAACCAAGAUCACCGACCUAGAAAAACUUGAAAAUCAGAUUCGAGCUGUUGCUAAAAAGGAUGGCGAUUCCAGUGGUAGUGAUUCUAGCUUUAGAAUGUCUGACACCCCUGUUGUUGUAUUUGGUUCACGAGCUCAUCUAGAGGAGAAAGCUUUGGCUACAAGGAAGUGGUACCGUAAUUUUUUGAUGAAGGGGUUCCAUCUUGUGGUUCUAUUGGCUGCUGGUCCUGGAAUUCGUGAUACACAGUGUGGUUUCAAGAUGUUUACUAGGGCUGCAGCUAGGAAACUCUUUUCAAAUGUCCGUUUGAAAAGGUGGUGCUUUGAUGUUGAAUUAGUCUUUUUGUGUAAGUGGUUUCGGAUCCCAAUUUCGGAGAUUUCUGUAAUUUGGUCUGAGAUCCCGGGAUCAAAGGUGAACCUUCUGAGUAUACCAAACAUGGUUUGGGAGCUUCUGCUCAUGUCUGUAGGUUACAGGAUUGGCGUAUGGAGAAUUUCUAAUUCCACAUGAACUUCAAUGAUCAAUUUUAGGAAGAAAAAUGGCAUUUUCAUAUCCAAAGAGUGACAUCAUAAUGACACAUUUGAAGUUUGUAGGACUAACCAUAAUCUUCCGGAUUGUGCUGUUCAGAUCGGGUCAUUGAGGGUUUGGGUUUUUUAAUUUUUUACUGUUAUUUAUACUAGAUAAAUGUAUUAAAGAAUCUUUAGUUACCAUCGACUGAGAAAAGCAUCUGAUCACAAGUUUGUAUUUCUUUUCUUAUUAACAUAGUCUACAUAUAACAUUUCAUUCCUUAGGCCAUUUGAAAAAAAAAUGUCCAACACUGGUGAGUUAUUUUGAUGCUUUCUGUGCUCAUCAUUCUGGGGUAGUAAAUGUUUCGACUGUCUGUACUCUGUAGACUGUUGCACUUCAUGUUAAAGACGCUGCUUAUUGCUUUCAUAUAACAAUAAGCCGCAUGAUUAUCUUUUGGGUUGUUAAUUGUAUGAUACACAAACAAUAUACGAUUGAUUUAUGGGUUUAUUAGUUUUGUAAUCCCAUUUUUUA
Molecule: messenger RNA, 1725 nt
Organism: Medicago truncatula (barrel medic)
Lineage: Eukaryota; Viridiplantae; Streptophyta; Magnoliopsida; Fabales; Fabaceae
Product: dolichyl-phosphate beta-glucosyltransferase
Exons: 11
Coding region: 205-1197 (330 amino acids)
Biological process (GO): protein N-linked glycosylation
Cellular component (GO): endoplasmic reticulum membrane
Source: RefSeq, a predicted model, not a curated record